This is a messenger RNA of Suillus discolor, 1426 nucleotides long. RefSeq names its product MFS transporter. Gene Ontology annotation, molecular function: transmembrane transporter activity. Lineage: Eukaryota; Fungi; Basidiomycota; Agaricomycetes; Boletales; Suillaceae. The coding region runs from base 203 to 1426 and encodes 407 amino acids. The transcript is spliced from 9 exons. The record is from RefSeq and is a predicted model, not a curated record. Gene Ontology annotation, biological process: transmembrane transport.
CCGUAUGUUGAUCUUGAGACAUCCGGAGAUACCACUGUCCAUGUGGCGAGUACUGAUGCCAGGCUCAGAGAUUCCGCUCAUCACAAGGCGUCCAAACCAGUGCCUAUAGAUAAGGAUGCGAAAGUAUAAGAGGGAUCCAUGACAUGCAGAAACAGUAGUAUCAAACGUUGCUGGACGACAGCGCAGAGCCCAGAUCACCAGCAUGGACUCUACUUCCAAUUCUCAUGAAAUCAUAGCAAACGAGACAACGCCUCUGGUAGUACCUGCAAAGGACUCGAAGAAAACCAAAACACCCCUUCCAAAGCUUCAAAUAGGCAUACUUAUAACGUUGCAACUUGCGGAACCCAUCGCCUCGACAUCUAUAUUCCCGUACAUCAAUCAGCUGAUCGGGGAACUUGGAAUCACUGGGGGUGAUGACGCGGCUGUAGGAUAUUAUGCUGGAAUCAUUGAAUCUCUGUUUUUUGUCGCGCAGGCACUGACGGUGCUGAAGUGGAGUAGGCUGUCUGACCGCAUUGGGCGCAGGCCAGUGUUGGUAAUUGGACUCUCGGGUGCUUGCAUUUCGAUACUGUGCUUCGGCCUCUCAACGACAUUCUGGAGUCUUCCGCUGCUUGUGUGGUUUUCUAAAUGGCAAUGUGGGGGUUAUGAAGACGAUGAUGGGGGAAUUGACGGACUCUACAAAUAUGGCUCAGGCAUUCGCCUUGAUCCCGAUCGUCUGGUCCAUUGGAGGCUUUAUUGGGAGGAACACUUGCACGACCGCAAGAUCAUUGGCCUGCAUUAUUCGCGGACAUUAUCGACAAAGCGUUGGCCGAAGUUCACUUCAACUAGGGUCAGCGUUUCAAGUAGCCCCGACAGAGAAUCUCUCGUUAAAAACUCGAUGGCAAACAUGCCCUUGCGAUCCCUCCUUACGCCUUCCGUUGUCAUUCCGAUUGCAAACUAUGCCAUGGUCGCCCUCCUCGACGUUUCCUUCAGGGUUCUUAUGCCGCUGUUCUUCUCGACACCUACUUACCUUGGCGGUCUUGGAUUUGAUCCUGCUGUUAUUGGCUCGUGGCUGGCGUUGUUUGGGAUCAUUGAUGCGUUUAUUCUGCGUCUCAGUGUCGUGCUACGCACCACUCAUGGCUAUGUUUCCAAUAAUGUCGUGGAUUUUAUGAUAGUCAUAUGGCAUACGACAUAUGGGACUAUUUAUAUGUUCAUCACAGCCUCUGCUCCUACAAACAAUGUCCUUGGCGCUAUCAAUGGCCUCAGUCAAACUUCUGCGGCGGUAGCUCGUGCCAUUGGUCCUGCCUUGGCGACUUCGCUCUUUGCUGUAUCGAAGGAACACAACCUUCUAGGAGGAAAUGCAGUUUUUGUCGUCUUGAUUGUGUUGGCCGGUGGAUUGAGAUGGCUAGCGUCCCAGUUACCGGAUGAAGUACAAGACAGGGAUGAGUAA